AGUUUAAUUCAUUUAUACAUGAAUUAUGUAUUCAGCAGCUCUUGAACGCUGUCUUUACCUUCUUCCGAAUGUCUAAUAGCUGCGCCCAGCCCUCAUUAUCUCUAGUUGCAUCGCCAGUUGACUUAUGCAGCAUUGUCCACAGUAGGCGCACUCAGUUUCGGGACCAGCAUCUCCUCAGUUCCCCUUUCUCCUCCAAAACAACAAGAAGAUCAAAACCUUUACUGCUUCAUUUAAAAAUGGUGAGCGCCAAGGAAAACGUGCAAACUCAGAUUGCUGCGUCGCCCGUCGUCGUCUACAGCAAGAGCUACUGCCGGUACUGUACCAAGACCAAGACGCUGCUGACGGAGCUGGGAGCCAAGUACGAGGUCGUGGAGCUGGACCAGAUUGAAGGCGGCAGUGAGCAGCAGGACGCGUUGGAAGACCUGACGGGUCAGGGCACGGUGCCCAACGUGUUCGUGGCGGGCAAGUCGAUCGGCGGCAACUCGGAUGUGCACAAACUGCACAAGACUGGCAACCUGGAGCCGCUGCUGAAGGACAGUGGCGCUCUGUGUAGCAAGAAAAAAAACUACAAAUGUAGCACUGUAGACAACGAAAAAUAG
This is a messenger RNA of Phytophthora infestans T30-4, 599 nucleotides long. Its product is annotated as glutaredoxin. Gene Ontology annotation, molecular function: glutathione disulfide oxidoreductase activity. The coding region runs from base 237 to 599 and encodes 120 amino acids. The record is from RefSeq and is a predicted model, not a curated record. Gene Ontology annotation, cellular component: cytoplasm. Gene Ontology annotation, biological process: cellular response to oxidative stress. The transcript has a single exon. Lineage: Eukaryota; Oomycota; Peronosporomycetes; Peronosporales; Peronosporaceae.